AUGAAGCUCUCCGUACUUACAGCUGCUGUUUAUGCUGUUACUAGCGUUCAGGCUACUUGCUAUUGUUACAACACGGCUGUUAGCAACAAACGUCCUUAUCAUUCAGUCAUACUAAGAAGUGAUGACGCUACUAGAUAUGCUUGUCAGCAUUGGGGGUAUGAACCUGUCUCGGGCAGUGGCGGAUUGGUUUGUCACGGAGCCACGGGGUUAUCCCUGGCGAAUUGGAAAGCGGCUUGUAAUAAGUAUGGGGCAAAGGAGGCGACCUGCUAA
This is a messenger RNA of Colletotrichum graminicola M1.001, 270 nucleotides long. RefSeq lists its product as uncharacterized. The record is from RefSeq and is a predicted model, not a curated record. Bases 1 to 270 code for a protein of 89 amino acids. The transcript is spliced from 3 exons. Lineage: Eukaryota; Fungi; Ascomycota; Sordariomycetes; Glomerellales; Glomerellaceae.